AUGGAAGAAACCUGCGGAAUAAAUAAGAAAUAUGGAAAAUCAUUCACUAUAGACCCAUUUAGUAACGCAACAGUAACGCUAGGAGAAACCCUGAUUAACCACCUAUGUAACGAUAGAAAUGACAGGUGGCAUGAACUCGUUGAGAAUACAGACAUGACCAAAAACAGCAAAAAACUAUGGCGAUUCAUCAAGAGGCUAAAUGGGGACCCGGUUCCACACACUAAGGGUAUAAACGUAACAGCUAAUCAAGUAGCCACACAGCCAGGGGCAAACAUCAAACAGUAA
Molecule: messenger RNA, 285 nt
Organism: Macrosiphum euphorbiae (potato aphid)
Lineage: Eukaryota; Metazoa; Arthropoda; Insecta; Hemiptera; Aphididae
Source: the annotation of a GenBank genome assembly